AUGCUCUACGUCACUAUGACCCGAUCUCCGUGGUCAUGUGCCGUGACCCUUCUGCUGAUUGUGCAUCUAUGCAACGCAAUUCCCGACCUAGGGAUCCAGCUAGACAGGAGAUUGCGAGCCAUUAACGAUGACAAUAAUUCACCAAUAGGUCAGAAUCUUUACUCCUCGCAUCUCGAGAAUACCCGUGGCGGGACAAGUAUGGCGGAUAUUAUAGAGAUUGGAAAGGUCGCCAGGGCAGCUGUUGAUAAAUUAGCCGAGUCGGAAGGCACAGCCAAACCAGGAAUGGUUUCUGUGCUAGCAGUUGGCAACGAAAUUUUUAUCGCAGGUUCGGUGAAAGAUGCAGGGCAAUACGAAAAAAGCGCCCCUCGUCCCCACGACCUCGUCCCGGGUGGCGAGGCGGCGCACGUUAUCAAAUUAUGUGGAGGUCACAGGACUGGCGGAGCCUGUGGCGAGAUUGCUGCACUGGACCUAUACUAUCGAACUCGUGGAGAUACCAUUGAUAGACAAUACGGUCCAAAUGAUCGUGAAAAUACUAACCGAAUCGAGAAAAUCAAUGGACCUCUGAAAAACAGUAUAGUUGUCGCAAUAAACCAGGACAUCCAAGUCCAGAAUGCCUGUUCCAAGCCUGAUGAGCUUGGUCGCGUAGGGUGCAAAAGAAUAGUUGACGAACUCAAGAUUGUCGCCGUUGAUUCCAAGACAGUAAAAAAAGCAAAAAAACAGAGCAACAACGACAACAAGAUGCCAUUCGACUUCACUAGUCUCAAAGUACUAACUCCUCCCGCAUACGACGAGUACAGCCCGCCGCCAAACUAUUUCGAUGACGAUCCUGCACACCCCCACAAUGAUAAUAACGAUAACAGUAACAAUAACAAUAACAAUGACAAUAACAAUGGCAAUGACAAUAACAAUGACAAUAACGAUAACAAUCCACAUUACACUGAUGAUGAUGGAAACAACACCAAUGAUCACGAAACUAUCAAGUGCGAUCGGAAGAGAUCUAUCUGCCGCCUCAGACCAGGGGCCGAAAACUCCAGAGCCACCAACCAACGCCAGCAACAGAAGCAACGCAACAGGCCUUCUGGAAGCACCUCUGGACUGAGUAAGGGUGCAGUUAUGGAACAUUUUGGUGGUAUUGCCAUUAACCUUGCUUGGAUGUCGUCUAAUUGCAUGGCUCUCAACAAUACAAUUGAACGAAAAGGUUCGUCAUCUCAAGAGGCGCCUCCUGAGGGCAUUUGGCAAAAGGUGAAACAUCUUCGCCAAGUUCCAGGGCUAUUUUGGAGCAGCUUCAUGAAGCUUUUCGACGAGGAGAACGUCAUCGCUUUCAAAAAGUCCGCCACCGAUCUGGGACAAGCUAUUACUGAGAUUCCAGAUUCCGCCAAGCACAGUUUGAUGGACCUUACAAAUGCAGAAAAUCUGGAUGCUUUUCUGAACUCUACCCAAGACCUCGUAAAAGCGGUUAGUGAAACUCCAGCGGCCCUGCGAAGUGGAAUGCAUGACCUUGGAAACUCGGAAAAUGCCCGUGCUGCUGGUAAGUCUCUGGUAGACUUUGCAAAAGCUAUAUGUGAAAUUCCGGGAUCUGUCAAAGGUGGUUUUCGAGAUCUUCAAAGCGCCCCGGGUGAUAUUGCAGCAGCAUUUCAGAAAUCCCCUGCACAACUGGCAAAAGUUACUGGUACUUUCGUACAGCAGUACAAUGAAUAUUUGCCGCCUGGUACAAACCAGAGAAAAAUAUUCGACUCUUUCCUCAUGAGUGUGCCAGUCCAGCCAGCUCCAUUGCGUGCAUUCGCUCAGAGGAUUGGAGUUUCAGUAGAAGAGUUAAGUGCAAUUGCAUCUGUAGCGUGCAUUAAAUAA
Molecule: messenger RNA, 1848 nt
Organism: Drechmeria coniospora
Lineage: Eukaryota; Fungi; Ascomycota; Sordariomycetes; Hypocreales; Ophiocordycipitaceae
Exons: 5
Coding region: 1-1848 (615 amino acids)
Source: RefSeq, a predicted model, not a curated record